AUGGGUGUACCGGCAUUUUUCCGUUGGUUGACUAGAAAAUAUCCGUCAAUUAUUAAUAAUUGUAUCGAAGACAAACCAUCAACUGACAAUCAAGGUGUUUAUCAUCCGAUGGAUACCAGUGGACCGAAUCCAAAUGGUAUCGAAUUCGACAAUCUUUAUCUUGAUAUGAAUGGUAUUAUCCAUCCAUGCACGCAUCCUGAAGAUCGAGCGCCACCAAAAAAUGAAGAUGAAAUGAUGUUAAUUAUAUUUGAAUGUAUUGAUCGUAUCUUUUCGAUUGUUCGCCCACGAAAAUUAUUAUAUAUGGCUAUUGAUGGUGUUGCACCACGAGCAAAAAUGAAUCAACAACGUUCACGUCGUUUUCGUGCAUCAAAAGAAACUGUUGAUAAAAAUGAACGAAUGGAAAAAAUAAAAGCUGAAAUUCGUGCAAAAGGUGGUUUAUUACCAGAAGACAACGUUACAAAGGGUAAUGGUGAAGAAAAACAAGAAGAAGAAAGAUUUGAUUCAAAUUGUAUUACACCCGGUACACCGUUUAUGUUUCGUCUCGCCGAUUGUUUACGUUAUUAUAUUCAUUUACGUAUGAACAAUGAUCCAGGUUGGAAAAAUAUCAAAGUUAUUUUGUCAGAUGCAAAUGUACCUGGUGAAGGUGAACACAAAAUAAUGGAUUACAUUCGACGUCAACGUGCACAACCAGAUCACAAUCCAAAUACUCAUCAUGUAUUGUGUGGAGCAGAUGCUGAUUUGAUUAUGCUCGGUUUGGCUACACAUGAGCCGUAUUUUACAAUAAUUCGUGAAGAAUUUAAACCCAAUAAACCUCGUCCAUGUGAUAUAUGCGGUCAAAUUGGACAUGAAAUGAAAGAUUGUAAAGGUUUGCCAAAAGAAAAAUUUGGUAAAAACGAUGAAUUAAAUUUAAAUUUUCAUAGUGAAACACAAUUCAUAUUUUUACGCUUAUCGAUACUUCGAGAAUAUCUUUAUCGUGAUUUGAGAAUGAAUUGUCAACUAUCUUUUACGUGGGAUAUUGAGCGAGCAAUUGACGAUUGGGUAUUCAUGUGUUUUUUUGUUGGCAAUGAUUUUCUUCCACAUUUACCAUCGUUAGAAAUUCGAGAAAAUGCUAUAGAUCGUCUAAUUCGUUUGUAUAAAGAAAAUAUACCAAAAUUUAAUGAUUAUUUGACAGAAAAUGGUAUACCAAAUAUGGAAAGAGUACAAAUUAUACUAAAUGGUAUUGGUAAAGUGGAAGAUGAAAUAUUUCAUAAUAGACAUGAACAAGAUAAACAACAGAGACGACGAGAAAAAGAACGAUCACAACCACAAAAUAAACGACAUCGAGCAAUGACAGAUCCAUCAACUACUAUCGAAAUGCCUGUUUGGAUGCAAUGUCGUGUAUUAGAACCACAACCCAUUACUCAACGACCAACAACAAAUAGUAUAACGAAUCCAGCUCAAGCAAAUGCUCAGUUGAGACAAAUGCAAGGAAUGAAUUCAAAUACUGCUAGUGAAAGCCAAACAACGUCAACUUCACAAAGAGGAGCAAAACGUAAAUAUGACGAAGCAGAAGGACAAGAAGCAAACGAACAACAAGACGAAGAGGAUGAAGAUGCGAAUGAUUCGGUUCGUUUAUGGGAAGAUGGUUGGCGUGACCGUUAUUAUAAAAAUAAAUUUAAUGUGAACAAAAAUGAAAGUGAUACAUUUCGAGCUGAAGUUGCGCGUCAUUAUGCACGUGGUUUAUGUUGGGUAUUACAAUAUUAUUACCAAGGUGUACCAGCGUGGGAUUGGUAUUUUCCAUAUCAUUAUGCUCCGUUUGCAUCAGAUUUUAUUAAUCUGAAAGAUUUGUCAACAAAAUUUGAUAAGCAAACAAAACCAUUUAAACCGUUAGAACAAUUGAUGGCUGUAUUUCCAUCUCAAUCUCGACAAUUUUUACCAGAAAAAUGGCAAAUUUUAAUGUACGAUAAACAGUCACCAAUUAUCGAUUUUUAUCCUACUAAUUUUUCGGUCGAUUUAAAUGGUAAACGUUAUGAAUGGCAAGGUGUUGCUCUAUUACCAUUUGUUGAUGAAAAACGUUUACAUCGUACAUUAGAAACAGUUUAUAUGACAUUAACUCCAAAUGAAAAUAAACGUAACACAAGAGGCUAUGAUAGUAUGUACAUACAUCGUCAAAGUGAAUGUUUUGACUAUUUUAAUGAAUUGUAUGCCGAUAAAGAACAAAUUGUUAAGAGAAAAAAUGCUAUUGAUAUUCCAACACAACAGAGUAAUGGUAUUAGUGGAAAAAUAUGGUGUGAUGAAUAUGUUGUUCGUACUGAUGAAAUAAUGCCAUCCCCAUUAAAACAAUGUGAAAAUAUCAAGCAGAAUCAAGUGAUCAGUGUCAAAUAUCGUGAUCCACAAUAUUCAGAUGAUUAUCUAUUCAAAUCACAGUUACUAAAAAAUGUUACUAUACCUACACCAACACUGAAACCAUUAAAUUACGAUAAUAACAGACCAUAUCGUCCGAAUUUAGGUUUCGCUCAACAGCCACAAUUUCAACGAGAUUUUCAACCAGCACAACGUUUUAUUAAUCAUUCUCUAGGUGGUCAUCAACAGAAUUCCUAUCAAUAUAAUCAACGACAACAACAGGGUAAUAUGGGAAAUCAAUAUCAACAGUCAUCUUCUUAUCGUCACCAUCAUCGUUCACAGUCGGAUAAUUCAUCUUUUGGGCAAUAUAACGAACAUGGCGGUCACCAACAACAGCAGCGGCAGCAGCAGCAAUCUUAUUGGACGGAUGCGCCUGCCGGUUCCAGUAGACCUCGUUUUAGUCAUAACAAUAACAACUCAUACCGUCCAAAUAAUAAUGGACGAGGAUCAUGGCAAAAUCAACGAUAUUAA
Molecule: messenger RNA, 2853 nt
Organism: Didymodactylos carnosus
Lineage: Eukaryota; Metazoa; Rotifera; Eurotatoria; Philodinida; Philodinidae
Source: the annotation of a GenBank genome assembly